CCAGGCAGGGAAAAGAAAACGCCAGGUUUCGACUGCCACUUCUUCGCUACUCCUGGUACUGGUACUGGGACUGGUACUACUGCCUCCUGGCAAUUGGCAUUUGGCGAUCCAAUCCCAUCCAAUCGACGACAUGAACAACAAUAGCAAGCGGAAAACCCGACCCACUGGCGGUGGCGGAGGUGCCAGCGGCGGCAUCGCAAGAUACAACUCAAACGACAACAGCCUGAGGCCCGCUAACAACAAGGCAGGUGCAGGAGGCGGGAACGGAGGCGGUGCAGUGCGUCCGGUGGCGCAGGGCGUUUACAACAACACGUUUUUCAUGCACUCGGCUACGGCGCUGGUUGGCAGCGUGGUAGAGGUGCGCCUGCGGUCGGGCAACAUAUACGAGGGCGUAUUCCGCACAUUCUCGGGCAACUUUGACAUCGCACUGGAGCUACCGGCGUGCAUUAAGUCCAAGAAUCUGCCGGAGGAGGGCAAGGUGCCAAAACACAUAAUAUUCCCGGCCGACACCGUGGUGACCAUCGUGGCCAAGGACUUUGACUCGCAAUACGCCACCGCCGGCGCUUUUCAGACGGAUGGCGCUAUAUCUGACAAGUGCAACGGUGCGCGUCUGGACGAGAAGGAACUGGAACCGUGGGAUUCUGGCGCCAAUGGCGACAUUGACAUAGAACUGGAUAAUGCCGCAAACGGCUGGGAUCCCAACGAGAUGUUCCGCAAAAACGAAAACACGUUUGGCGUGACCUCCACAUUUGAUGACUCUCUGGCCUCGUACACGGUACCGCUAGACAAGGGCGACUCCCUGGAGUUCAAAGAGGCCGAGGCCAAGGCUGAAAAGCUGGCCGCCGAGAUUGAGAACAAUCCGACGUGCCGCGAGCGUCUGGAUUUGGAGAACGGCGACGAGGAAGCGCUCUUCGCGGCCGUGGAGCGUCCGUCGACGGAGCAGGAGCAACGUGGCGAUCGGGGUGACCGCGAGCGCAAUGACCGGGAAAGGGAGCGCGAGGAACGGGACAGGGACCGUGACCGCGAUCGUGGCAACAAGCCUCGUGGCUCCGCCGACUUCCAGCUGCGGGAAACCAUGAGCAGCGACCGUUACAUUACUAAGCAAACGCGCAGCAUCACCGGACCGCAGCUAUCGCAUGUUGGCAUGUCCUCACAGGGCAGUGGCCGUGAUCGCGACACUCGCGGUGAUGGCAACCUGAUUAUGCAGGGCGGCGGCAUGAGCGGCGGGGCGGUCCAAGGAGGCUCCACGCAGUCCACGGCAGCUCUUAUGCUGGCCGGCGGUCUGAAGGGCGCGGGUCCGGCCCCGUCAGCCAACGCGGCUGCGGACACGUCCAGCAAGUAUGGUGGCGGUUCGAUGGUGAAGCGCAAGACUGUGCCCCAGGGCGGCAAGGUGAUGCGCAACAAUGUGCCUACCGGCGGCAACAACGUCCCCGUGUCGCAGGGCGGCAACGGCAACUCCGUGGGACAGAGUAAGGGUGGUUACCAGCCAUCUAUGGGCAUGCCGGGCCAGUACACGUACCAGGGUAACUCGCAGAUCAUGCAUGGCACUCAGUACCGUAAUCAAUCUCACAUGAGCGGCGCCAAGCUAAAUGGCGAUUCAAACGCCAAUGCCAAUAAGCCGCUGCCCCAGCGCCAGAUGCGCCAGUACCAAGGCUCUCAGAGCAAUUCAUCGCUCAACUAUGGCGGUGAACCCCAAUCUCUGGGCAAGCCAAUGCACGGUUCCCAUGGUGGUCAUCCCGGGCAGAACAGCAACUCGCCGCCGCUGCAAACUGCCGUGCCUCAGCAGCAGCAGCAGCAGCAACAGCCGCAGCAACAACAGCAGCAGCAUCAGAAUUUACAGCCACAGGGGCAGAACACACAACCGACGCGCCAGGUGCGAACGCGCGAAAACCAAAUGCAGGAGCUGCGAACAUUUGGCCAGGACUUCCAACUGGCGCCGGGCAACAAUUCACCGCCCCAGCAGCAGCAACAACAACAGCCACAGCAACAGCAGCAAGUACAGCAACAGCAGCAGGUACAGCAGCAGCAACAGCCACAGCGUGCGUUGCAGCAAUCUGCAUCGCCGCCGCAGCAGCAGCAGACGCAACAGCAACACGUUGUUUUGCACCAAGUGCCGCCGACGCACUUGCAACAGGCGCACCUCUCACAGCCACACUAUGUGCCUCAGCAGCAGCCUCAACAGGCGCCGCCUCCCCAGCAGCAACACGUGCCGCACCACUUGCAACAAAAGGCCCAGCAGCAGCAGCAGUUGGUGGAGACUCAGCAUCAGCAUGUGCCUAAGCAGCACCAGCAUCAGCCCCAAGUGCAGCAGCCGCCGCCACAGAUGGUCCAGGAUCCAUCACAACAGCCGCUGCCCAUAUACCAUACUAUGCCGCCACCGCAGACUUCGCCGGUGGUGAUUACCUCGCCGGUUCUGAUGGAGCAGCCGCCGCCGCCACAGCCCAUGCCGGUGGUGCAGCAGCAACAGCCAUUGCAGCUGGUUACGCCCAAGCCGGAAGUCUCCCCGGCACCGAGCAGCAGCACGACCACGCCCACUGGCAUAGCCAGUACGCCCACCACAGGGGUGAUUGCUAGCGAUAAAUCCACGCCAGCAGCUUCCAGUGCGACAAGCAGCUCCACAACGGUGGCUGCUGGCACGGUCGCCGCUGCUGGAGGUGCCAGCGGAACCACGCCGGUGGUAAAGAAGCCACAUGUGCUCAAUCCUUCUGCCAAGCCGUUCACUCCCCGCGGGCCCAGCACACCGAAUCCAUCGCGCCCCCACACCCCGCAGACGCCUGUGCCCAUUUACACGACCACGGGAGGACAUGUGCAGGCACCGGCGGCCAACCAGCAGAUCUACGUGGUGCAGCCGCAGCACCCAUUCCCGGGUCCCACACACCCACAGGCCGGACAGCCUCCACGCCUACGCCGUGGUAACUACGCUCCGAUGGCCGCUUCGCAGAUGCACGUUUCGGCCACCACGGCCACGGGAGCGCCGCUGAUGGCGACCGGCCCAAUACAGCAGUUCAUCCAGUACAGCCCUUCACCGCACCAGCAACAAUUCCAAUCGCAUACGUACGCGCCGAUGCAAAUGCGCGUGUACCAGGACCAGCCGCAGCAGCUGCAGUUCAUGACGCAGACGCCACAGUCGACCACGCCGUCGCCGGGCCAGCCGCACCAGCAGUUCCAUCCGCCGCCACAGCCCUCCCCCGCCGGCGGGGGACCCCAGCCGGCGUACACGCCGCCGGCACAGGCGCCCACCUACCAGCUGAUGUGCUUCAACCCCCAGUCGCUAAUAGCCAAUCAUUAUUUCCCGCCGCCGACGCCGCAGCAUCCGCAGCAAAAUCAACAACAGUAUCAGAUCGUGAUGCAGCAGCAUCAGCCGCAGUGAGAAACCGCCAGCUGGGCAAUGGCGCACGGGAAGAUGGCGAGCUGGAAGGCGAGGGGAGACGGACAGGAAGACGGAGGCUCCUCCGGCUUGUUAAUGUCGCCGUAGCGAGUGGGAGCUAUACGGGCAGCCGUCAUCAAGCAACAGUUACACACACAGACACAACACACAACAUGAAGCACUCACCAUACCUGCAUCCACGUCCGCACCUGCAUCCGCAUCAACCUUAAGUAAACGCGCGGCUUUCUUUGUCGCUCCAAGCGAUUUUCGCCCCACAAUUCACACAUGCCACACAUCCACCCACAUCUUUAUGCCAUGUGCACGAGCGGCUCAUCCUGUAGCACAUCUCUCACAGACCGAAAACACCAACAACAAAAACUAGGAAAUUAUAAAAUACAAUUAAAACAAAAGGAAACUAGUAAAUUUUUUGAAAUUGCAAGACUUCUACAGCGCACGGAAGCCAAACACAACAACAGAAUGAUAAAAACAAUCACUGAAAACACCAAACGUAUGAAAAAGCAAAUGCAAAAAAAAAAAACAAAAAAAUUUA
Molecule: messenger RNA, 3917 nt
Organism: Drosophila rhopaloa
Lineage: Eukaryota; Metazoa; Arthropoda; Insecta; Diptera; Drosophilidae
Product: ataxin-2 homolog
Exons: 5
Coding region: 131-3370 (1079 amino acids)
Biological process (GO): cytoplasmic stress granule assembly
Cellular component (GO): cytoplasmic stress granule
Molecular function (GO): RNA binding
Source: RefSeq, a predicted model, not a curated record